GCUUUCCUGUGUCAGAAUGCUGUCAUUAGAACUGAUGGGGCUCUGUACUCUAACUGGGCCUUGGAUCGUCUCUUAACAGCGUCAGGGUUGCCGUGGUAAUGGAUGGACAGAAGGAAGAGCAGAGGCCCCUCGGCAGUACGCCCACGUGUAACGGUGUUUCUGAGCGGCGCUCAUUGGUGUUGGUGUCUGAAGCCCAUGGGCAGCAGAUACUGAGCGUGCUCCGUGGUUUCCGGGACAGAGGCGUGCUCUUCGACUUCAGCAUCCACGUCCAGAGUGAGACGUUUCUGUGCCAUCGCUGUGUCCUCGCCGCCUGCAGUGACUUCUUCAGAGCCAUGUUCGAAGUGAACAUGCGUGAGCGUGAUGAUGGCACAGUUACCCUCAGCAAUCUCUCCCCACAAGCUGUACGUGCCUUCCUGGACUUUGCAUACUCGGGUGAGAGCGAGAUCGGGGAGGAGAAUGUGGACAUGCUCUUUCAGCUCGCAUCCUUUCUGCAGGUGAGUGUACUCUCUCGUGCCUGCAGUGACUUCCUGGUCCAAACCCUCGACCUUUCUAAUUGCCUCCAUCUCCUGGCAAUUGCCGAAGGCUAUGGCUCGCCGCGCCUCUUACACCGCUCCACUGAGUUUGUUGUGGCCAACUUCCAUGUGCUCUCCUCCAGCCCGGACUUCCUGGAGAUGCCAGUACGGGUGCUGGAGCGCUGUCUGUCUGCUGACUCCCUCAGCGUCCCAGAUGAGGAGAGCGUGUUGCGAUCCCUGCUCUGUUGGACCCGGCAUGAGCCACAGAAGCGCCUCUCCCUGCUUCCAGAGCUUCUGUCCUAUGUCCGACUGCACCAACUUCCCCUUGCCCUCCUGGAGGAAAUGGGCCGAUCAGAGCCACUAUUGCGGGAUGAGAAGGAGUGUUUCCGAGUGAUAGGGGAAGCUCUGGAACAGACAAGGGAGUUUGGCGGCUUCUUCCUGGAUGCCCGUCCAUCCACCACAGCCAGCUACAUCUAUGUGCACAAGACUGAGGAGGACGGGGUGACCCACCAUGCUUUCUGCUAUGAUGUGGCAGCUGACCGGUGGCGUGAGCUUCCCCGGGAUGCCGCAAGACUUGUCGAUUUGCCGGGCUCAUCCCUAGCUGGCUUUGCGGAGAAGCUGUUUGUGACUGGAGGCUGUCGAGGCAACUGUUGCCGGACAGUGCGGCUCCACAUCGCAGAGCCUAAGCACGAAGCCACCGACGAGGUUUGGUACUACUGUCCUGUCAUGGGCAGCUUUGUCCAGGCCCCGGCCAUGGGGAAAGCCCGCACCAUGCAUGCUUCAGUCACUACUUUGAGUCGUCUCUAUGUAAUCGGCGGGAAAACUAGCGGGUCCACACGCUGCACACAAAGCCUGCCAGAUGUUGAGUACUAUGAUCCAUUGCGCCGCACUUGGAAGUCGGUCAGCCCACUGCCACGCCGGAUCUACUUCCCAGAGGCAGCAGCAUGUGGAAGUGUGAUCUACGCACUUGGCUCUGAGCUGGAAAUGUCAGAAGCCUUCAACCCGUCACUGGACUGCUUCUUCCGCUAUGAUACCAUUGCUGAUCAGUGGUGCCAGCUAGUGGCUGAGUUCGGCCAGUUCUUCCAUGCUACACUUGUCAAGGCUGUGGCUAUUAAUGACACGCUGUACUUAUGUGACCUGUCUACCUACAAAGUGUACAGCUUCUGCCCAGACACUUGUGUGUGGAAGGGUGAAGGCUCGUUUGAGUGUGCUGGCUUCAACGCUGGGGCCAUAGGUGUGCGGGACAGAAUCUACAUCCUGGGUGGGGACUACUCUCCGGAUGAGAUCACGGAUGAGGUGCAGGUAUACCACAGUGGACGCUCUGAAUGGGAGGAGGUGGCACCUAUGCCUCGGGCACUCACUGAGUUCCAUUGCCAGGUGCUCAAUUUCAACCGGUACAGAGACCCUUGGAGGUCAGAGCCAGCUGAAACACUGUGAAAGAAGUCAUGAAUAUCAUCUGAGCUUGCAUGGACGCACAAACCGUUCACAUAGGUACUAAAUCACUAUAGAUAUUCCAGGAAAAAAGCAUGCAUGUUUUGCACACCUCCUACUAAACUACACACAUGUUCACUGUCAUAACAAAACCCUCCAAAAUGGACAAAAUGUUCUUAACUGAGCCCCAAGGAACACAAAUCUGUGGGGACACAAUAUACAUGUACAUAGCCUAUAAAUCACUUUCUGAUGUCCACUAAAUAGCUGAUAUAUUUCACCGAAGUUCUCCUC
Molecule: messenger RNA, 2234 nt
Organism: Colossoma macropomum (tambaqui)
Lineage: Eukaryota; Metazoa; Chordata; Actinopteri; Characiformes; Serrasalmidae
Gene: kbtbd3
Product: kelch repeat and BTB (POZ) domain containing 3
Exons: 4
Coding region: 99-1949 (616 amino acids)
Molecular function (GO): protein binding
Source: RefSeq, a predicted model, not a curated record